AUGAGUGGAGUGGAGACCGAGUUCCGAGUUCCAAAAAGAGGAGGCACCUCCGUUAUUUGGAACUGGUUCGGUUUUAAAUCAUCCGACACGGAGCAAACUUCGGUGAUAUGCAAGGUUUGCCGCCGUGUUGUGACAGCAAGAGGUGGAAACACAAGCAACCUGUUUCAUCACUUAAAAAACACGCACGCCCGUGAAUAUGAAGAGGCAACCCGGGCCAAAACGAGCGCAAGUGGGACCAGCAGCACCAGCGGAGCACGUCCCAAGACUACACAGCUUUCACUGCAGGCAUCGUUUACUGCUGCUACACCUUACGACAAGAGUAGUAAGAAAUGGAAAGAUAUUACCAGGGCAAUUACGCUAUAUAUCGCAAAGGACAUGGUGCCCAUUCAAACCAAAGAGAGAGAUGGCUUCAGACAUGUGGUUCACACUCUGGACUCAAGAUACGAGCUGCCUGGUCGGAAAUGUUUUAGCCAGAAGUGUCUGCCAGAGCUGUACACGGAGGUACGGGACAGAGUCAUGAACGAAAUUCGCCACCUUGAAGCCUACUCGGCCACUACUGAUUUAUGGUCGAGCCGGACUACUGAGCCAUACAUUAGCCUCACCAUCCACUUCAUUGACGAUGACUGGAAGUUGCGCAGCAGAUGCCUACAGACCGCCUUCUUCCCUGAAGACCACACCGGAGUAAUAAUUGCGUUAGGACUGAAGGAUGCACUUUCUGCCUGGGGCUUGGAUGAAGCGCAUCUGGUGUGCAUGACAACUGACAGCGGUGCAAACAUGGUGCGCGCUCUGGAAAUCAAUAAAUGGACGAGACUCGCAUGUUUUGGACACAGACUGCACAACGCUAUUGAGAGGAGUGUCCAACAUGAUGCUCGAGUUGCACGGGCCACAGGUAUGUGCAAAAAAGUGGUCAGUUCAUUCUCCUACAGCUGGAAAAAGAAGAAGGCCCUGACCAGUGCACAGAGAGAGCUGAACCUGCCCCCCCACAAGCUGGUCACAGAAUCCCCAACAAGGUGGGGGUCCCGUGUCAAAAUGAUGGAAAGGGUGUUGGAGCAGGAGAAGGCCAUCACUCAAGUCCUGGCAGCAGACCAAAAGUCACGUCACCUUCUACAAACCUGGCAAGACAUUGAGGUGUUGGAGGCCAUAACCAAAGCACUGAAGCCUCUGCAAGAUUUUACAGAUGCCCUGUCAGGAGAGGAGUAUGUUAGUGUCUCCUAUGUUAAGCCAGUCCUCCAUCUUCUCAAUUCAGAUAUUUUGAAGCCAGAAGAAGACAAAGCAGGACUGUGCGAGGACAUCAAGAAGAGGGUCCUGGAUUAUUUUAACGAAAAAUACAACGAUCCUGCCACUGACGAGCUGCUCACCAUGGCAACAUUCCUGGACCCACGGUUCAAGACCACCUACAUGUCACCCGAAAAGUUGGAGGAAGUGAGGAGCAGAGUGGCUACAGAAACCAAAGCACUGGAGGACAAGACAGCCACAGAUGCCUCUUCCACAGAGGACCAAAGCAAGAGGGAAACUAGCACUGCUCCUGCACAACUGAAAAAGCCCAAGACCAGCCUGGGCAGUUUCUUCAAAAAGUGUAGCAGUGCACCACCAAAGCAGCAGGGCAUUGACAUGGAGCUAGAUGGCUACCUGCUGAUGGUGACGGCUGACAGUGACUCUGAUCCACUGGAGUGGUGGCGUCUCCAAUGUUCCCACUUCCCCCGCAUUAGCCGCCUGGCAAAAAAAUACUUAUGCAUCCCAGCCACAAGCUCACCCUCCGAGCGUGCAUUCAGCACAGGGGGCAAUAUUGUAACAAGUUCCAGGGCAUCACUGAAGCCAGAAAAUGUUGACAGGCUGGUGUUCCUGGCAAAGAACUUGAAUGUCUAG
This is a messenger RNA of Centropristis striata (black sea bass), 1866 nucleotides long. RefSeq names its product E3 SUMO-protein ligase ZBED1-like. The coding region runs from base 1 to 1866 and encodes 621 amino acids. NCBI's taxonomy places the organism in Eukaryota, Metazoa, Chordata, Actinopteri, Perciformes, Serranidae. Gene Ontology annotation, molecular function: DNA binding; protein dimerization activity. The record is from RefSeq and is a predicted model, not a curated record. The transcript is spliced from 2 exons.